AGCAGGAUGAGUAACGUCCGGUUGUCUGCAGCCUCCUCCCCUGUCUCUAAGGUUACAGGCCUGUCACCAGGAUGCAGUUCCCGUAGCAACGAACCUCCAGCCUUCAUCCUCCCUCCCCGUAACGCCCAGGUGGCCCUGGGGGGAGACGCCCGACUGGAGGGGAAGGUGCGUGGUCAUCCUGAGCCUCAGGUCACAUGGUACAGAGAAGGGAGGGCUGUGACUGGUGGAGAGCGCUGUGUCCUGAUGCAAGGUGGGCGGGGUACCUUCAGCCUGGUGGUAGGUGGAGUCACAGAGGAGGACCUGGGCCGUUACACCUGUCAGGCAACCAAUCAGGCAGGGAUCCGGGAGGUUACCGUGGAGAUCCUUCAGGAAGUGAAUUCCGGGAAGAAAAAUGGCCUCCCGUCCUUGAUGAGAACAGGGUGUCGCUCUGCAGUCCCAUCGAUAACGAACAGGCCCAGCAUUUGGGGCGAAAGUCCGCCGAAGUUCAUCACCAAACCGGGCAGAGUGCUGGCUAAACUGGGACAGACGGGGAAGUUCACCGCCAAGACAACAGGUCGUCCUCAACCCCAGGUCACAUGGUACAAGGGGGAGGCGGAGCUUCUGUCAUGUGGGCGGGUCUGUAUGUAUGAGCGCUCUGGCCUUCACUUUCUGGAGAUUCAGGAAGUGGGAGUAGAGGAUGCAGGAAGUUACACGUGUUUACUAACCAACAGUGCCGGAACUGCAUCUGCUUCUGCCACGCUCAGUGUCCAAGAUGUUCCUGAAAACAGCUCCAGGUCGGCUCACUCGGCUGAGACCUCACAGUCAGGCAGCAGAGACCUGACGGAGGACACAGCGCCUCGCAGUGCUCCCAGUGCUCUCAGUGCUCCCAGUGCUCCCAGUUCUCCCAGUGUUCCUAGUGCUCUUAGUGCUCCCAGUGCUCCCAAUGCUCCCAGCUCUCAGACACAGCCGCUCACACCCAGAGAGAAACAUCAUCAGAGGCCCCCGUCUCAUCCUGGAGGAAGGGUUAAACCUCCUGUGCAGGCCCCUCCUGUAGCUGAGAGGAGAACUGCACCUGCUCAGGUCCAGUCCCUCAUGGGUUCUGUUCCAGUUCAGACCGACUCAGUCCAGAAGUCAGUGAUCGGCUCAGACAGCGCGAGGGCCGGGAGGAAGUCAGCCACAGGGUCCAACCUGCGGUUCGAGGCUGUUCCUCUGGACCAGGAGGCCACAGAGGGAGCUCAGGUCACAUUCACCUGCCAAGUCUCCUCCGUCACCGUUGCCGCGGUAAUGUGGCUGAAGGAUGGGGCCCCGGUGAGGACUGGAGGGUGUCUGCAGCAGAGACAGGACGGGACCCGUCUCAAUCUCACCAUGGAGAGAGUGAGACGGGUGGACCAGGGGACGUACAGGUGUCAGCUGACCACUGCUGACGGACUCACUGUGACCUCUGCAACAUGGACACUCAGCGUGAACAGCUGCAGACCAUCGGUGGUCACAGAGGUCAGAGGAGUCUGUGCGGCUCCACGUUUCGUACGACGGCUCGCAGACAUGCAGGUGAUGGACGGCAGCAGAGUCACCAUGACUGUGGAGCUGACGGGUCACCCUCCUCCAGACGUGGUGUGGCUACAUGACGGGCAGGAGGUGACGGAGACGGAGGACUUCCACCUCCUCAGGGAGGAGAGCCGCUGCACCCUGCUGAUCCAGGAGGUGUUCCCCGAGGAUAACGGGGGCUACAGCUGUCAGGCCUGGAACCAGUACGGGGAGGACGCCACCCACUGCCAGCUCACUGUGGAGGAGCCUCAGGACGGUGUUCAGCCCUGGUUCAUCACUAAACCCAAACCUGUAAGCGCCGCCGUGGGUCAGCACGUCCUCCUGUCAUGUGCCAUCGCCGGAGACCCGUUCCCCCAGUACACCUGGACCAGGGUGGACCCCAGCCGAUCUCUGACCUCUGGAGGAGACUACGAGCUGCUGCAGAAGGAGGACGUGGUCUCUCUGCUGAUCAGGAGGGUGAAGAAACAGCAUGCGGGAGAAUACCUGAUCACUCUGAGGAACUCGGUGGGGGAGUGCAGCGGCGUGGCCUGUCUGUCUGUCACUGAUGGAGAGACGGACCGGACGAGAGGAAGAGGAGGACGAGGGGGAGAGGACAGUAGCCCUGCAGCAGCAGCAGGAGGAAGAGGAGGAGGAGGAGGAGCAGCUGGUGGGAUCUUUGGGCUGAGAGGAGGUGCCAGAGGAGGAGGAGGAGGCGUGGAGCAGAGAAGCAGCCGGAGCAGUGUUGGUGUCAGUCGGCAGGAGGCCAACCAGGAGCAGAAGGAGAGCCAGAAGCUCCUGCACCUGCAUCAGGAGGACAAGAAGAAGAAGGAGGAGGACCAGGACUCCCCAAGUGCCAGCACCGCUCCCCGAGGCCUCCUCAGACGCUGUGUGGACACCAGGGAGCGCGGUGAGGAGGAGCUUCGACAGAGGGAGGCGCAGCAGCUGGACUUUCGCUCCCUGCUGGGACGCCGAGCUUUCAACGCCAAAACCAACCAGGAAGAAGAGCAGAGGGAGGCCGGCCUCGUCGCCGCCGAGCACCACUUUCAUCAGAUGGAUUUUAAGGCCAACUUGAAGGGCGUCAAAGCCAAGACGGAGGAGAACAAGAACACCUCCUCCGGACAGGUUGACUUCCGCUCCGUGUUGGGGAAGAAGGGCGCCCCAGGCAACGGGAACAAACCUGCAGAUAGCCCUGGGAAGAACGCCGGAGACUUCCGUGCCGUCCUCUCCAACAAGAAGAAGCCAGGGAGUCCCGAGAAGAACGGCGAGGGCGGGAAGACGGAGGUUAACAACUGCGUGGAUGGAGGGAUUAACGAGAAGAAGAGCGGAGGAGGAGGGAAGGAGCCGGAGUUCGUGGAGAAGCUGAGUGAUGUGACGGUGCUGGACGGGCAGCGGCUCCGGCUGCAGUGCCGCCUCGCCGCUGCCACCACAGACGCCACCGUCACCUGGACGCUGGACGGGAAGGUCAUCAAGUCGUCCAAGUUCAUCGUCCUCGCAAACGAAGGUGGCCUGUGCUCUCUGACUAUCGGCAAAGCGCUCCCUGAGGAUGAAGGACAGUAUAAAUGCCGAGCAGAGACCUCGGCAGGGAAAGCUGAAUGCUCCUGUAUGGUUCUAGUCGACGACCCCACAGAAAACUCUCCGGCUGACAAGAAGUCGAAGAAGGCGACUCCGACCUCAGAGAGUGAAGCCAGAAUAAAGAAACCGACGACAAAGACUCCUCCGAAACAAGCUCUCCCUCCUCAGAUCCUUCAGUUUCCAGAGGACAUGAAGAUUUUAGCCGGAGAGAAGGUGGAGAUCCUCUGCAAGUUCUCUGGAGCUCCACCCAUCAACUGCACCUGGCUCAAGUUCAGGAAACCAAUCCAGGAGGGCACAGCUGAUAUCUCCAUAGAGAACAGUGACAGCAGCAGUCAGCUGACCAUCGCCAGCGGUCAGCAGGAACACUGCGGCUGUUACACCAUCGAGUUGAGGAACAGCUACGGCCUCCGCCAGGCGGCGCUCAACCUCACCAUCGUCGAUAAACCCGACCCCCCGGCUAAGGUCCCUGCAACCUCAGAUGUCCGACGUGCGACUCUGACCCUGUCCUGGUACGGCCCGACAUACGACGGAGGCAGCGCCGUUCAGUCCUACAAUGUGGAGAUCUGGGACUCUGUGGAGCCCACGUGGAAACAGCUGGUGUCCUGUAACAGCACCUCCUACAAUGUACAGAAUUUGCUCCCGGAGCGUCAGUAUAAGUUUCGUAUCCGGGCGGAGAACAUCUACGGCGUGGGCGAGCCGAGUGCCGAGUCUGAACCUGUGACCAUGGGACUGGUGGACGAUGAUGCUCUGGACGAGGCCGAGGAGGAAGACGAUGACUCCGAGAAAGAGCCAGACUACAGGGACGUGAGCAUCAGAUCAGACGUGAAGGUGAAGGAGCUCUACGAUGUGGAGGAAAGGCUGGGAACGGGGAAGUUUGGUCAGGUGUUCAAAUUGGUGGAGAAAGCGACGAAGAAGGUUUGGGCAGGGAAGUUCAUCAAGGCGUACUCGGCGAAGGAGAAGGAGAACGUGCGGCAGGAGAUCGGCAUCAUGAACAGCCUCCAUCACCCCAAACUGGUGCAGUGCAUCGACGCCUUCGAGGGCAAGUCGGACAUCGUCAUGGUGCUCGAGAUCAUCUCUGGCGGCGAGCUGUUUGAGCGGAUCAUCGACGAGGACUUUGAGCUGACAGAGAGAGAAGUGAUCAAAUACAUGCUGCAGAUCAUCGACGGCGUGGCCUUCAUCCACAAACAGGGCAUUGUCCACCUCGACCUCAAACCUGAAAACAUCAUGUGUGUCAACAAGACGGGCAGCAAGAUCAAACUCAUCGACUUUGGACUCGCCAGACGACUCGAGAACGCGGGCACUCUGAAGGUUUUGUUUGGGACUCCAGAGUUUGUGGCUCCUGAGGUGAUCAACUACGAAGCCAUCAGUUAUCCUACAGACAUGUGGAGUAUAGGAGUCAUCUGCUACAUCCUGCUGAGCGGUCUUUCUCCGUUUAUGGGCGAUAACGACAACGAGACUCUGUCCAAUGUCACAUCAGCCACCUGGGACUUUGAGGACGAGGCGUUUGAUGAAAUCUCCGACACGGCCAAAGAUUUCAUCACCAACCUGCUGAAGAAAGACAUGAAGACUCGUCUCACCUGUGCUCGGUGUUUUGAACACACCUGGCUGAAGCAGGACACCAACACCAUGAAGACCAAGAAACUGUCCAAAGAAAGGAUGAAGAAGUACAUCCUGAGGAGGAAGUGGCAGAAAACGGGGCACGCUGUGCGAGCCAUCGGCAGACUGUCGUCCAUGGCCAUGAUGGCGGGAGUCAGUGCCAAGAAGGGCUCGCCCACCGAAGAGGAUAAUCAGUUCCUGGAGUGUUUGGAGUACGAGCAGAAGACGGAGUGUAAGCCGACAUUCAGCUCCGUCAUCAAGGACGUGGAGGUGGUGGAGGGCAGCGCCGCCCGUUUCGACUGUAAGAUCGAAGGUUACCCCGACCCCGAGGUGGUCUGGUACAAAGAUGAACAGCCAAUCAAAGAGACCCGACACUUUCAGCUCGACUACGACGAGGACGGAAACUGCAGCCUUGUCAUUUCAGAGGUUUCAGGUGACGAUGACGCCAAGUACAUGGUGAAGGCGGUGAACAGUCUCGGGGAGGCGACCUGCACCGCCGAGCUGCUGGUGGAGGUGAUGGCGGGAGAGGAGGAGGAGGAAGAGGAGGAGGAGGAAGAGGAGGAGGAGGAGUAAAGAAGUGUGCACUCCCACAGGAGGAGGAGGAGGAGCCUGUCACACCUGAGCAUGAAAAACUGACCCCUUAUUAUCAGAUGUUGUUGUUCCAGGUGGAGCAGGUGGGCGGGGUUUGUGGUGAGCAUGUCAUGAACAUAUCACAUGAUUUAAACCUCAAAACUUGUCUCAAAUUCCACUUCAUGUCACACGAUAUCAUUUUUAUUUAACUUCCUGCAUGUUUUAAUUUAAAUUAGCACCAUGCCGUGUGAUAAACCCCGCCCACCUGACACCUUUGGAGAUCAGCAGCUCCCCCCCUCACAAGUCAGGACCUCAUCUUCAGCAGGUUUCCUCUUAAAAAUACAGAACUGAAAUCUGACACUACAUGGAGCUAAGUUUAUUUCUCAUCAUUUUAAAUUCAUCGGGUUUUAUCAGUGAGAUCACAAAGAACUAUUAAUUUUAUAAAUUUUUAUUUGAUAAAUCGAUAAAUCAAUAAAUUGAUCUGCUUAUUGGAAAUAUAAACGACAGUAAACAUGUCAGUAACUCAGAACAAGCUUUAGCAUGUUAGCAUGUUGCUGUAGCUCUCAUCAUAUUUAAGACAAAAUGAAUUAUGGGAGCUGUAGUUGUUGCCUUACUGUUAAAAAAAAAACCAUCUGGAGCUCAGACUCAAACUUGAGGACUCGGACUGAGGCUAGGAUAGUAGGGACUGGACUCAGACUCUUUGGUGACUUGACCUGGACUUGAGGUUUGGUGAAUCUAGCACUGGGGACCUAAAGACUCAACCAGGGACUGGAGGUUUGGUAACUCGACUUGGACCUGAGCUCUGGGGACUAGAGACUCAACUGGGACUUGAAAUUUGGUGAUUCAACUAGGACUCAAGACUUAACUUGGAACUUUGCUUAGACUCAACCUUCUGGACCUUCCCCACCUCUUCGGGGGGACAGGACUCGGACAUGGCUCAAAUUUAUUUUGGUGACUCAACUCAACUCAGACCGGCGGUUUGAUAACUCGACUUGGACUUUAGCUCUGGGUACUGAAACACAUCUUGGAACUUUGCUCUGACUCUGACUCAUGGGAGGGACAGGACUUGGACUCGGCUCAGAUUUUUCUUUGAGGACUCGACUUGGACUUGAGACUCAACAAGGACUGGAGGUCCGGUGACUCGACUUGGAAGCAGAUUUAGGCUGACAUCACUCCUUAACCAUACUGGGAUUCUGGGUAAUGAAGUCUCCCCUACAGUUUUCCUGUUGUGAUGAUUUGAAGCUGACGCAGAGCGCUGGCUCGCGUCACGACAACCUGAAUAGAAACAAGACCAGACGCUGUCAGGCUCCGUGAGAGUAAGAGGGCGACUCUAACGAUGAUUAACGUUUUGAAAUAUUCCGUCUUGUAGUUUUUAUCCCUCCUUCUGUUCUGCUUCAUGUUUCAAACACUUUUAUUUAGACUCUGAGCGGUUUGACCAUGGAGUACUCUGUGAGCUAACGUCACCUGUGCCUUAAACUGUUAGCCUUAAAGCUACACGGGGGUCAUGUUGUUUUUUUUUAUCACUUUGAAGCGUCUCUGCUGCGUGAACGUGUCGCUGACGUCCCAGUCGUACCGUAUGUUGUUUUUGUCACAUUCCAGCUGUUUGUUUGUGCUUUACAUCAUUUAUCAGACAUUUGAAGAAACCAAAGAAUCUCCUCUGAGAUGUCACAGGUGUGUGUGUGUGUGUGUGUUCCUUACCUGCGCCUGCCGCUCGCUCUGUGUGUGUGUGUGUGUGUGUGUGUGUGCUUGUAUUUCAGAAGGUUUUAUUUAAGCACAGAUUUAUUAUAUUAAUGUGAUCAUAUGAAGAGCCAGCACUUACUAGGUCACGUCUGUCCCUGAGGCAGUGACUCACUCUGGUGUGUUUCGUAUUAGAUGUAUGUAGAUGAUGUUUUUUUAUGAAUAUAUCUGAGUGUGACGAGCUGCAGAGGAACAUGUACCACACACUUGGACUGUAGUUACUCACCGAAACAAUAAACGUAUCACAAAAACAA
This is a messenger RNA of Labrus bergylta (ballan wrasse), 7232 nucleotides long. RefSeq names its product myosin, light chain kinase a (gene mylka). Gene Ontology annotation, molecular function: protein binding; protein kinase activity; ATP binding. Lineage: Eukaryota; Metazoa; Chordata; Actinopteri; Labriformes; Labridae. The record is from RefSeq and is a predicted model, not a curated record. Gene Ontology annotation, biological process: protein phosphorylation.